Messenger RNA from Ictalurus punctatus (channel catfish), 1087 nucleotides. It is a transcript of the gene gap43, whose product is annotated as growth associated protein 43. The coding region runs from base 282 to 950 and encodes 222 amino acids. The transcript is spliced from 3 exons. Lineage: Eukaryota; Metazoa; Chordata; Actinopteri; Siluriformes; Ictaluridae. Gene Ontology annotation, biological process: regulation of growth. The record is from RefSeq and is a predicted model, not a curated record. Gene Ontology annotation, molecular function: protein binding.
GAGAGAGAGAGAGAGAGAGAGGAGGGCUUUAGAGGGUGCGCUCAUUGUUGCCUCAGAGUGAGCGACCAGCCAUAGUGUGUGCGCGCGCGUUUGGGCCUGACUGUAAUGACUAAAAGCAUCAGACGCCUCAGCUGUUGAUACAGCCCGAGUGUGUGUGUGUGCAAGAGAGGGAGAGAGAGAGAGAGAGCAAGAGAGCGCGUGAGCGAGCGAGCGAGCGAGGGAGUGUGAGAGAAGUGCAAAAAAGGGAAGAAGGCGGCAAAAAAAGGAAGGAUACCACAAGCAUGCUCUGCUGUAUAAGAAGAACAAAGCCGGUUGAGAAGACCGAAGAGGCUGACCAGGAGAUCAAGCAAGAUGGCACCAAACCAGAAGACAAAGCCCACAAGGCUGCCACCAAGAUCCAGGCGAGCUUCCGAGGACACAUAAUCCGGAAAAAAAUGAAGGAUGAUGACAAGGAGGAGGACAGUCCUGCUGCUGAGGCCAAGGCCGAGGAUAAUGAGGGAGAGAAGAAAGAGGAGAAAGCCACUUCUCCCACCGUAGAUAAACAAGACGAAGCUGCGAAGGAGGAGGAAAAGGCCAAAAGUCCCACUAACUCUCCAGCAGCAGAGGAAAGCAAGGCUGAAGCUCCUGCUACCUCUCCUUCAGAACCUAAAAAGGAUGUGAAGGAGGAACCAAAGGAAGCAGAGAAGCCUAAAGAAGCAGAAAGUGCAGACGUCGAGGCUGAGAAGCCCUCAGAGAAUGUAGAUGCAGAGAAGAAGGAGGAGGGAAAUGAGGAGGAGAAGAAGGCGGAAGCCAAACAAGCCGACGUGCCUGUCACUGCUAGUGAGACAGCUGAUUGUGAAGCUGAGGUGAACCAAACGCAAGACAAACCAGAUGCUGCAGAAGACUCCGAGCAGGCAGAGGGUGACGUUUCAGGGGCGGCGAACGAGGAGGACAAGGCCGAGUGUGCUUGAGAAGAACCGCCGUUGUAAUACUAUAACAUAAUUAAACGGUUGCUCUUUGCCCUCUGAUUGUGGAGACAGUCAGUUUUAAUUUGUUUGGUCCUAUAUAUUUUCUUUUGUGUGGCAAAAUGAUUUUCUUACAUCUUGGG